CGAGCAGUCAUCGGAGCACGUGCCGCUUUCUCUUUCGCACCAAGCCUUAUACUUACUUACUUAUUUCUGACGUAGAAUGUACUGUGAACAGACUACAGAGCCGUAGCAAUCAUUAGCCACAAACUUGGGUAGUAAUGUAUACAACGCGCCGUUGUGAUUGUCCAGAAAGGAUUGGUUUUUGAGUACCCAUAGGCAACUGACAGUGAGCGAAAUGCAGUCGACAUCCAGCGAUCACGAAUUGAAGCGACUUUUAGCGAGUCCUUCGAGAAAUUCCGACGAUGGCAAUGUUCCAAUGUCUCCCAGGUCCGGAGGAUCACAAUCACAAACUCAAAGUAAUCCUUAUCAAUCUAUGGUACCUUUAACUCCAACUGCCACACCUAUUACUAGCGGGAUAAUGGAACCUACUUUACAAAAUGUAGUGUCAACCGUUAAUUUAAAUUGUGAACUCAAUCUUAGUUACAUUAAUAUAAGAACUAGAAAUUCGGAAUAUAAUCCUGCCAGAUUCACAGGGCUCAUUAUGAGGAUUAGAAAUCCUAAAGCAACAGCCCUUAUUUUUAGAUCUGGUAAACUUGUUUGUACAGGAGCCAGGAAUGAAGCUGACUCAUUACUAGCAUCUAAAAAGUUUGCUAGAAUUAUCCAAAAAGUUGGCUUUAAUGUAAAAUUCACAGAAUUUAAAAUACAAAAUAUUGUUGCUACAACAGAUGUGAAAUUUGUUAUUAAGCUGGAGGAAAUUCCUUAUUUACACAACCAUUUUGUAAGUUAUGAACCAGAAUUAUACCCUGGUUUGAUAUACAGAUUGAUAAAUCCUAACCUUGUACUAAUGAUAUUCGUUAAUGGAAAAAUUGUCCUGACUGGUGCCAAAAAUCGUCAACAACUCAAAAUAGCUAUGGAGUAUAUAUAUCCUAUACUGAGGAGUUAUAAAAAGAAAUAAACUUUUUACUACAAAUUAGAAAUUAAAAAAAUAAUAAUAAUAAUAAAACUUGAAACUGUUG
This is a messenger RNA of Trichogramma pretiosum, 992 nucleotides long. RefSeq names its product TATA-box-binding protein-like (gene Trf). Gene Ontology annotation, biological process: DNA-templated transcription initiation. The transcript has 5 exons. The coding region runs from base 212 to 931 and encodes 239 amino acids. NCBI's taxonomy places the organism in Eukaryota, Metazoa, Arthropoda, Insecta, Hymenoptera, Trichogrammatidae. Gene Ontology annotation, molecular function: DNA binding; RNA polymerase II general transcription initiation factor activity. The record is from RefSeq and is a predicted model, not a curated record.